Messenger RNA from Paramecium tetraurelia, 816 nucleotides. RefSeq lists its product as uncharacterized. The record is from RefSeq and is a predicted model, not a curated record. Lineage: Eukaryota; Ciliophora; Oligohymenophorea; Peniculida; Parameciidae. The transcript has 3 exons.
AUGACUGAAAAGAAAACUACAGGUGAUUAUAAUCGCUUACAGAACAGAAACAAUCAAUUUAAAAAAUGUUCUGAUUGUCUAAAUAAUACUAUCUCUAAAAAUCCAAUUGCAAACAUCUUCUUAAAAAUGGAAUAAGCAUUAUGUUCCAGUUGCAUCAACACCAAUCUCUAUGUUGUACCCAAAACUUAAGAAUUUUCAGGAGCAGAAACAUUCCCGUUUACUAUCUAUAGAAAAAUAUUAUGCAAAUUACAUAAACACGAAUAAAGAUUGAAGUGUAAAGAAUGCUCUAUUUAUUUAAACGAAAAAAAUUAUGCAAAGUGUCCUUUUUGUGAGUUUAGCAUAUUCAAAAGAAAUUUGAAAAAAUGGAGUAUCUUAUACCCAAUUCACAAAUGUGAAGUUUGUAAUCAUUAUUAAUGUCUAAAAUGCUAGUCAGUUCCUGGAAUCAUGGGCAAUGAUGCCAUUGAAUGCUACACCUGUUCAGAGAGGAAGUAAGAUUAAUACUUCCAUGUAAAACACACAAUCAAAUAAAUGAAUACUUUUCAAGGUAUACAAUUUUUAAUCACUAUCCUUUGCGUUGCCAUUUUCACUCCCAUCCAGAUCAUGGGCAAAACUACUUCUAUUACAAAGCAAAUCAUCGACUGGUAACCCUUAUCGUAAGUCACUCCCAGACAAUACUUGUUUAAACUAACCUAUACUGUUAUAGUCGGACCAUUCUUGUGGUUAUGGAUAUAUCUAAGAUACUUUUUUAUUUUGUUUUGGGAAAGCUACUCCGACAACGUUCGACUCUUAUAUCGGUAAAUGAUCCCUUAACCUUGA